GAGGGUCAAUUACAAAAUUAAAUUUCUACAUAUUAUGAGAAUCAUUCCUGAAUCCACGUGGACGAUAGCCAUUGGCUUAUAGUCCAAUCCCAUGUUAAUUUUCGCAAUUUAAGGGGGGCCAAAAGUAAUUUACCGAAAUUGAGGUAGACAGCAUCAUAGACAUUCCCUAGUCAAACAAGAGCCCCCCUCCUCUCCGGUUCCCUUCCCUGCAAUUACUUGCUCCGCAUACAUUAAUCGCUCUUUUAAAAACACUCUUUCAACAAUACACACUUGUUUAAAGCGUGUUUUGGCCCAAACUGCAAAAUAAUUCCAGUGGAGAAUCCCACACCGGAUUCGUUGUGAUCGACGCCGUUUUGUCGCCGACACUGUAGCUUAAUUUGCCUCCACCGCCGUUCGGUUUCUCCGCCGCCGCCUGAAGAUUACAUUUCAUGGAGACAUCGAAUGGGCAUUCUAUGAAACAUCAGUACUCAUCGCCCUUCGCAUCUUCUCAGCGAGAUGUCACUUACAGCUGUGGUUCUUGUGGAUAUGAUCUGAACCUGAACUCAUCCAGCCGAAACAUGUCGAUCAUCGGUUCAAAAUACGGGAAAUCUGUGAAGAAAGGCGUCAUUUCUUUCUUCUCCAUCGACGAGAGCAGAUUCAAUCAGGUCGAAGAGUCUACCUGUCUGCCCUACUUCAUUACCAAGCUCUCUUGGGGUUUUCUCCAACGGAAAACGAAACUUCUCUGCCGGAAUUGUGGGAACCACAUCGGAAGUGCUCGUGACAACGAUAAUGCAUCUUCUUACCCUCUUAUGACUGAUGCACGAAGCUCACCCUCUAGAAGUGGAAUUUCCAAUAAGAGAAAGUACGAUAUUAUGAUUCGCUCUUUGCAACCGUCUCAAUCUGGUUUCGGUACUCCUCUCGUCUUAUGAUUGUCUACUCUGAUGACUGUACAUUCUCUCUCUCUCUCUCUCUCGUUUACUUCGUUCUUUUCAGUGUGCUAUUAUUUUUUGAAUGAAGUGAUCAUAUGUGUUGAUGGAGUGAAAUUAAUUGAAUUUUAUGUUUGUGGUUGAGAAAUGCAGUUAUGUGGUAUUAAAAAAAAUCCGUUAUUUCGAGUGUUGUAAUCGAGUUACGGAACUAAUGUAUUAUUAUUUAUCUUGAUGAAAAAGAAUAAGGCUGGUGCUCGAUUUCCUGUUUUUUU
This is a messenger RNA of Erythranthe guttata (spotted monkey flower), 1177 nucleotides long. RefSeq lists its product as uncharacterized. The record is from RefSeq and is a predicted model, not a curated record. Lineage: Eukaryota; Viridiplantae; Streptophyta; Magnoliopsida; Lamiales; Phrymaceae.